GUCAAAGCAAAGGAUGGCUGCUUGCUAAGUGCGUGUAAAUAAACAAGUCAAUGUUUGGUGCAUGUGAUCUCAUUGAACAUAACAUACUUCUAAAUCUAAGAAAAAUGUGUUUUGUUACCAAGUGUUACAAUCUAGAUACAUAAAAAAAGUUCGAAUUUUUAUUAGUUUAACUCAUAUUGUAUACAAAUUUUGGAAUAAUGAGUGAAUUCAAGCUUCACCAUUUGGUUGUGGAACUAAUCGACUUGCUGGGUUCAUCUUCUGCACCCGAAAAACAUGUAGAGAAGUUGCAAAAGGAAGGCUCUGCAACGAAUGUUGUCACAUUAAAUUCAGUAGCUACACAAAGCUGUGUUAGACAAUUAGCUAAAAAUUCACCAAAUGCAGAAUUAUUCAUAAAAAAAUAUGAGGAACUUAAAUCCAAGAAAGUGGACAUGUUAGGUCCUUUUAUGCAAUUAUUGGAAUUCAUAUCAGUAGACAGAGAGCUCAAGAGUUAUUUGAAUAAAACUUCAUCCUUAGCACCAGUAACAACUUCAAGCACAACUAUUACAAAUGAAGAUUUACCAAAAAUAUUUAAAAAUGUAAUCAAAGCAGCUCAUGAGGGUGAGAAGAAAUUAAACAAACAACUAUGCCCUGUCAAUACAGAACGCGAUAUUAGUCAUAUGAAACAUACUUGGUCCAGUGAAAGGCCAAGAUUAUCGUGGAAUUUUCAAACAGAAUCUCCUGCUCUGCAACUGCAAAAAGUGGUCCCAAGUAUUUCACAAGAAUCAGUUCUUUUAUGGGAUACAUUGCAAUGUUUAAAGGGAAUAGAUGGGUCUUACAUUGUUUCUGAAACUCCAAGCCACCCAUAUGGACCUGUAACUUUUAAAAUAUCUCCAGAUGUUGGUGUUUCAUUCAAACAACUAACAGAACAGAUUCUUCCACUUGCUUCUCACUAUUCCAUGACAGUCAGAUUUGUAGAAGAAAAAAUGUUACCCGAUGAUGGACAAGUAAAUCAUGCUUUAAGAGGAGCAUUAAGUUCUUUACUCAGAGAUUAUUUGUUAUUUGUUGUACAAUUAGAAAUUGAACAUCUCAGAGGAAAGUUAAAUUUACAAAAAUUAUGGUUUUACAUUCAACCUACUCUGACAACCAUGUCAAUAUUGAAUCAGAUAACUUCUACUAUUUUUAAGGCAAAUGCAAAAGGUGGCAAAGUUUUAAGUCUGCUGCAUGAACAAAUUAAUAAUAUGAGCGGAGAAGCCAAGUGUAAAGAAUUGUGCUUAUUUUUGAUAAAAGCAGCUAGUGUACCUUACAUGCAAACUUUGGAAAAAUGGGUUUACAAAGGUGUCAUAUAUGAUCCAUAUCAAGAAUUUUUCGUUGAAGAUAAUGAAUUAAUUCAAAAAGAAGAAUUACCAAUGGAUUAUUCUGCUGAUUAUUGGGAAAAAAGAUAUAGCAUGAGGCCUGAAAGAAUUCCUGUUUUUCUUAGCGAACACGAUCAAACAAUUUUGAGAACAGGAAAAUAUUUCAAUGUCAUUAGACAAUGCGGUAAAACUGUCCAAUGGGGAAAGCAAGAACCUCUAGUUUAUCAACACAGGGAUCAGAAAUUUAUUUCUGCUAUUGAUAGAGCUUAUUCUGAAGCAGCUAGAACUUUACUUGAAGUUUUAAUUCAAGAAAAUGAUUUGAUGGGAAGAUUACGAAGUGUCAAAAAUUACUUUUUGUUAGCUCAAGGGGAUUUCGUAGUUCAAUUCAUGAAUCUUUGUGAGCCUGAACUCAGUAAAAAUAUGUAUGAUAUUGUGACUCAUAGAUUAUCAUCUCUUCUGGAAGUGGCAUUAAGAAUGUCUACUGCUGACUCUGAUCCAUAUAAAGAUGACUUGAAACCUGAACUAUUGCCUUAUGGUCUACAAUAUCAAAUGUUCAGAAUUUUAACAAUUCAAACUAAUGAAGAAAAAGAAUAUUGUGCUCAAGCUGAUAAAACUGUUAGUGGGAUGGAAGCAUUUGUUUUUAACUAUGAUGUAAAAUGGCCAGUUUCAUUAGUUAUCAACAGAAAAGCCAUUGCAUGUUAUCAAAUGCUAUUCAGGCAUUUAUUUUAUUGUAAGCACGUUGAAAGAUUAUUAUGCAGAGUUUGGAUUAGCAAUAAAAUUGCUAAAACUUUCACUCAUGAAGCUGCGAUGACUUACAGACAAGCGUUCUCGUUACGUCAGCGUAUGUUAGAUUGUAUUCAGCAUCUAGAGUAUUAUAUGAUGGUUGAAGUUAUUGAGCCAAAUUGGUUAAUGUUUUUGAACAAAAUGAGCAAGGUCAGUAAUAUCGACGAAGUUUUACGAGUUCAUCAAGAUUUACAAGACAGUUACCUAAAGGAAUGUAUGUUGAUGGAUCACGAACUUUUAGAAUGUAUUACUGGAGUUUGUUCAGUGUGCAUUGAAUUUUGCAAAUUUAUGCAGGCGGAAUGCAGCGGAAAUUCAAGUGCCGACGGUGUGAAUUUCAUCGACAGAAUUAUGACUUUAGACAAACAAUUUACGGAAGUAUUAAUUCGGCUUCUAAAUCGAAUAUGUGAUUUAGGAUGCGACAACAGUAACGAAAAACUAUUGAACGUAGUUUGUCGUCUGGACUUCAACCUGUAUUAUACUCAAAUUCUCAUGCAGAGAGAUAGCAAGAAAAGAUCGCAAGAGACAUCUGGGUGACAAAAAUUUGAAGGAUAAGAUCCGUUCGUCAGUUUAAAAUAUGUUCAUUCAUACAAAGUGAAAAACAAUAUAUUACUUUUUUAUAUACAAUAAAU
Molecule: messenger RNA, 2743 nt
Organism: Trichogramma pretiosum
Lineage: Eukaryota; Metazoa; Arthropoda; Insecta; Hymenoptera; Trichogrammatidae
Product: gamma-tubulin complex component 2-like
Exons: 15
Coding region: 198-2648 (816 amino acids)
Biological process (GO): meiotic cell cycle; mitotic cell cycle; microtubule nucleation
Cellular component (GO): spindle pole; centrosome; equatorial microtubule organizing center
Molecular function (GO): gamma-tubulin binding; microtubule minus-end binding
Source: RefSeq, a predicted model, not a curated record